UGUCACCGAAGAAGAAGACGAACACGUGUUUCCUGUUUCUCCAGUAGCCUGCAUGGUAAAGAGUCAUCUUUGUAAAUAAGUCAGUAAUAAACAGCGAAAAUGGUUCGUAAAUUAAAGUAUCACGAGCAGAAGUUGUUGAAGAAGGUGGACUUCAUCAACUGGGAGGUGGACAACAACCUGCAUGAAGUGAAAGUGUUGCGGAGGUUUCACAUCGAGAAGAGGGAAGACUACACCAAGUACAACAAGUUGAGUCGUAACAUCAGAGAUCUGGCCCAGAAAAUCAGAGACCUGGACGAGAAAGAUGGCUUCAGAGCGCAGAGCACACAUCAACUGCUAGAAAAGCUGUACAGCAUCGGUCUCAUCCCCACCAAACAGAAUCUGUCCCUCACAGAGAAAGUCACGGCGUCUUCGUUCUGCAGGAGGCGGCUGCCCUGCAUCAUGCUGAGCCUCCGUAUGGCUCAGAACCUGAAAACAGCCAUCACCUUCAUUGAACAAGGACAUGUUCGUGUUGGUCCAGACAUCGUCACAGACCCAGCAUUUCUAGUCACAAGGAAUAUGGAAGAUUUCGUCACAUGGGUGGACUCCUCGAAGAUCAAGCUCCAUGUCAUGAAUUAUAAUGAUGAGAGGGACGACUUUGACCUGGUGGCUUAAGAAUAUUCACCCCCAUCCAACGUCCAUCAACCUGGAAAACAUGAACUCUGCUCUUUUAACUGUUCCUCUAUGGAAAAUAAUAAAUGCUCCAACCACUUAAAAAAACAGAAGUUAUUCCAGCAACAACAGGGGGGCCUCAUUUCCUGGUUUUACAAUGUCCUGUUUUUUUUCUUUUUCUGGCCACUGAAGUCUGAUCUUCUGGCAGUUGACCCAGUAUAUAAAGACUGGACUUAUUAAUGGUGAGCAUAUUGAAUAGGUGUGUGAUUGUGGAGCUGACUGCUCUGAGUUUGGAUGCCUACAUGUCAGACCCACCAGUGAUACAAGAACAGGGUCUGGUUGCUUCCUUUUCAUUUCUCCAGCAGAACCACUGAUCAGCUGUAACCAGUUGUUAAGCUGUGUAACUUCUCACUGUUGCUUCCUCUGAACUCUGAACUGCUGGGUUCAGUGUGUGUGUUUCUGUAAGGGUCUGUUCAGACCUGGCAUGUACCAUGAAGAGAAGAGCUGUUGCUGAGAGCUCGUAAAACAACCAACAUCUGUCAGACAUGGAGAUUUAAAGCAGAAACUGAGAAUUUGAUAAAUAUUUAAUAAUUUCCCUAAGACUUUUUACAAUUGUGUCAACUAUGUAAACAAUAAACAUUCUUUUUAUCACAGUA
Mugil cephalus (flathead mullet) is the source of this 1304-nucleotide messenger RNA. It is a transcript of the gene imp3, whose product is annotated as IMP U3 small nucleolar ribonucleoprotein 3. Gene Ontology annotation, cellular component: small-subunit processome; small ribosomal subunit; Mpp10 complex. Gene Ontology annotation, molecular function: structural constituent of ribosome; snoRNA binding; rRNA binding. The transcript is spliced from 7 exons. Gene Ontology annotation, biological process: rRNA processing. The record is from RefSeq and is a predicted model, not a curated record. Lineage: Eukaryota; Metazoa; Chordata; Actinopteri; Mugiliformes; Mugilidae. Bases 100 to 651 code for a protein of 183 amino acids.